AUGCAGCUAAAUUCUGUCAUCAUAGAAGUCAUUUGCAUAAUCGGAAGUCGACGCGAAUCUGCAGGAUUCUUUUGGGCAGGAUCCCCUGACAUGGGAGUGGCCAUCAAUUUCACAGCCGUGGUGACGCUACUUUUGGGGUGCAGUAACAGCUCUGUGACUGGAAGCACCAUGUUGGACAACCUGCAGGCUGACGAGGGCGGCCUUGAAAAUGCCUUGGGUAUCAAUCUUCCAGUCUGCUAUCUCGACAACAUCAUCGACCACUAUUUCGAUACCUAUUGGAGAUGGGAGGAUACUGUCGUCAAGGAUGCACUCAACCUUGGCUGUGGAUCAAUUCCUAACAAUAUCAAGCACUGA
Aspergillus puulaauensis is the source of this 354-nucleotide messenger RNA. RefSeq lists its product as uncharacterized. Lineage: Eukaryota; Fungi; Ascomycota; Eurotiomycetes; Eurotiales; Aspergillaceae. The transcript is spliced from 2 exons. The record is from RefSeq and is a predicted model, not a curated record. Bases 1 to 354 code for a protein of 117 amino acids.